Messenger RNA from Phytomonas sp. EM1, 1970 nucleotides. The record is from the annotation of a GenBank genome assembly. NCBI's taxonomy places the organism in Eukaryota, Euglenozoa, Kinetoplastea, Trypanosomatida, Trypanosomatidae.
GGUGUAUCCCCGCGUACAUCAAGCUUCAUUAAAUGGCUGACUAUAGAAAUCGUCUAGUUGAGCCCUGCGCGGCAAAAUGUAUCAAACACCCGUCAUCGAGCUCGGAGGGACCCGAUCCGUCCGACUCAUUUAACUAUUUGAUGUGGAGACGAGCCCUGCUUCAUCGUUUCCCCCCUAAUCCAACGACGACGGUUCAUCCAGAAUCCGGUGAUGCAUCUCCCACCCAUGAAGAAGAUCCCCUCACCCCGAUCGGCAAGGCCCUCCGACUUGCCUUGGAGGAGCAGUUCUCGCCGAACGCCGGGGAGGUGCUGAGGCGUUGCCGCGACGAACCCUUCCCGAUCCCGCACGGUGAAGCCACCGAAAUGCGUGCCCUCCUUCAAACAAUAGAAGUGGCUGCGAGGCUCGCCAUGGGGCGUCCGAAUGACAACGCGUUGGCGAACUUAAUCGCGGGCCUUCGACAGCAAUUCAAACUGCUUUGUGCGAAAAAAGUCGUGGAGUUACGGGCGGGGAAGUUUCCCGGGCUCGUCGUGGUGGUGGAGCUCUCCGCGUUCCAGGUGAUCCUACGGCGCUGGGAGGAGGCCGACCUCGGCUCCAGACGUACAGCUAUACAAAGUGCGGUGAACAUUUGUCAGCUUAUUCAAAGCGAGGCCUCGGAAUGCUGUCGAAAAGCCUUAACGGCGGCGUUGAACGAUCCCCAGACGUUGAAUGUAGAGUCGACGCAGCAGCAGAUUCGAGACGUCGUGGCGUCCGUUCCUUUUGAAUUCCCAGACGCCUGUCGGAUGGCUCUGAGCUCGAUUAGGGCUGCCGAUGCGGAACCCGAUGGGAAGCUGUGGCUGCCAUCCGUGGAGAGCUCAGAAGCAAGAAAGGAUGCGAUCACCUUAGACUCAUCCACAGACUCCGAAGACGACCCUCGGACGGUUGCAGACAUGGUGCUAAGAGUGGAUUAAGGCUCGCAGGCGUGCGGGGAUCUACUCAUAUCAAGAUGAAAAUGUUCUUGUAGCGUCCACGUUGUUCUUUUAAAAAAUGAGAAACUACCCCCUUCUCCAGAGUAUGGGCAUUACGGUAGGAGGAUUCCACGAUCUAAACUGGACCUGGUGUCGGGACCGCAAACGAUGAUAUUUUGAUGAAGUAUUCGUCUGUUAAACAUAGAAAGGGUAAAGAAUCAAGAAGCAUUGCACUCUUGAAUAGAGUACGUUACGUUGUGAUAGCGUGUAUUGAGCUUCCGUUAGUAUCAAUGGGUUUGGGGGACUUUUUUUAUUGGAAUACUGCCAGUUCGAGGAUAAAUGUUCAGUCAUCGCUAGCUUUCCUUGUCUGUUGGUUUAAUGCAAGCCACAGUAAGCCAAGAUGAAAGAAAAUCUCUUACCGACAACUGAAGCCUACAUCCACACGAUGUCGUUUAACUGAUCAGCAACAUCGGCAUGUGUAAAGCAACUCAUAAGAAAGCACCUCCAGUUUACCUCAAAGAUAUGGCAGAUUUUGAUGGAAAAGUUCCCAAGAUGGAAUCCGAAACCCUCAUGGCACCUCUUUCAUGGGUCGCACUUUGAAAGCUAGGCUCGAUGAAGAGGAUGGGAGGAAAGCAUUCUUCAUACCCCAAGUAACAUACUUGCGGCAAAUACUAAACGUAAAAUCGGCACACCGGAAGUUCGGUCCGAGAUGAUGCGAUUAGAUGCGAUACAUUCAAAACCAUCAUGUUGGUGGAUUCGUUCCGCCCUAAGUGCGAGUCAUCACUCACGAGGAGUCCAUUGAUAUCGCAAUUGAUCGGUACCCCGUACCUUUUUUGUUAUUAGAGCCACACGCUCUCUUACGAUGUGUUGUGUGACACCAUUGCAGAAGAGGGGGAAUCCAGACAAAUGAGGGGAUGCCCCUUCAAAGGGGAGACGGCCCGCACCUGGACUCAGUUGACACAAGUGGUGGGCCCGUGUGGACUGUCACGUAAGGGUCACCUUCACAGGUGCGCGCAUGUGAUGGGU